AUGUUGGCGCGUGUCGUAAAGCCAAAUGUCGUCAAUGUUGUCAAGCGUGCAACGAUUACCAACACUCUGCCUAUGAUCGAAUCCUGCCGUCAUAAGAGCCAUGAAGUACAACACGGUGGUCAUCAUGAAGUUGAUCAUCAUCAUGGUCAUCAUGAUACUUAUAAAACGCUCUAUGAACGCUUAUGGCAACACAAAGCUACACUCGAUUGGUUACCCAAGCCAGAAGGUAGCUGGCAAGAAAUCAAUGGACAUAAACAAGCUUAUUACAACAAAGUACUCGCAGGUGGAAUUAUCAGUAUCGUACUAGCAUAUAUCUACUUACGAACAGUAGUUGUAAAGAGAUCAGGUGCUUUAACCACACCUCCAUACCAUCUGAUUGGACAUGAAGACUUUCCUGGUUCAAAAUACGAUGAUGCCACUGGAGCAAAACAUUAG
Messenger RNA from Adineta ricciae, 435 nucleotides. The record is from the annotation of a GenBank genome assembly. Lineage: Eukaryota; Metazoa; Rotifera; Eurotatoria; Adinetida; Adinetidae.